GAGGAUUUGCUUCUGAAAUGUGAUGUACAUAAGGACGAGAAACUGAAAAUGUUCUGCCAGGACCACAGUCAACUGUGCUGCUCAGAUUGUGUUCUGCUUCAUCACAGAACGUGUAUUUGGGAGCUGUCGGCUGUGUGGUAAGUCAGACUUUCCUGCCAGUCUGAGGGAUGGAGCCAUGGCUGUCCUAGACGAGUGGAAGACCAGAUUGGGGCAGAUACAGGAGAAAAAGAAAGACAAAAAAUGGAAAGCGGUGUUAGACAGUUGCAAGGACCUGCUUCAAAAAUCUGCCAGCAUCCUGCACGCCAACAACAUCUAUCUAGUCAGGGUCCUAGAUGCAGCAUUCUGUGCUGCAAUCGAGGUUGAAAAGUUUGAACUCGCUGCGAAAUACGGAGCUCGAACUCUGGACCCGUACAGACUCUACUACGGUGACAACAGCCCCAACGUUGCCCUGCAGCUGUUCAUGGUAGGCAAAAUACAGCUCUACCUACAGGACAUGACGACGGCCUUGAAGUCGCUGGAAAUGUCGCGGAAAAUCUUGGCCGUAACCCACGGCACCGAACACAAGAUUUACAAGGAUGUGACGUUGUUUGUGGAACAGUGUAGGGAAGAGUUGAGAGUUCAGCUGGAGAAGUCGGUUUCUUAAUUGGUGUAUCAAUUGGGUCAGUUGAUAGUAAAUUGUGAUGUACAUGUGGUCGGAUACUUAUAAAUUAUUAAUAAAUUCGAUGAGUUGAUAGUUAUUUGUUUAAUAAAUUCAGUCAGUUUCUAGUAAACUGUUUAAAACGUUGCUUGUACGUUAUUAAACCUAAUAGGGUAUGUUCUUAGUAAAUUGUUUAGUGAAUUUAGUCGAUCAAUACUUAAUUGUGAAGCAUUAUUCAGUCUGUUUCUAGUGUAUUGUUAUUGUAUUGGCCUUUAUAUACAAAAUAAAUUGUCUUGUCUUG
Molecule: messenger RNA, 938 nt
Organism: Dreissena polymorpha
Lineage: Eukaryota; Metazoa; Mollusca; Bivalvia; Myida; Dreissenidae
Product: histone-lysine N-methyltransferase SMYD3-like
Exons: 4
Coding region: 176-643 (155 amino acids)
Molecular function (GO): protein binding
Source: RefSeq, a predicted model, not a curated record